GUAGGGGGCGGGGUCUGGGGCGACUGCUGCUGUUUUGCUGCUAGUGGAGGAUAGGCAGCCGCUGCGGGAGGCAGCUGCGGACACCGCCGCGUCUGUCCGUCAGUCCGGAGGCAUCGAUUGGAGCCGGCCUUUCCGAGCCGAAGAGCAGAUUUCCGUGAUCCUCUGGGACUGGCCGACACGCGUCGCUGUACUUCUUAGCCAGCUCCCACAGGAUUCGGGCCAACGCCCCCUUUUCUCCGGGAGGUUCCCCGCGCCGAGCUGUCCUUCCCGCCUGCAAUGGGGCCGGGCUGAGCUGCCUCCCGCCCUACUGUCCCUUUGCAGGGGAGAAAGGAGGAGGGAAGGGGAGGGAUGGAGGAGCUCGGGCAGGAGGCGGUGCUGCUCUUCCUCACCCAAAGAGGGGGCCGAGCCCGCAACGCUGAGCUGGUGGAGCAUUUCAAGGGGGCCCUGGGCGGAGAGCCGGAGCAGCGAGCCCGGGCCCGGGAGCGCUUCAAGCAGCUGGUGAACGCCGUGGCCACGGUCCGAACCGACCCUGCAGACGGGACUAAGUACGUGUACCUGAAGAAGAAGUUCAGCGGCAGCGGGUUGUUUCCCCCGCAGCACCCGGCGCAUGUCGGAGCUCUGGUCUCCCAGGUCCCCGAGGGGGGCGAGCCCAGGGCGGGAAGUGAGCAUCAUUCCUCACCUCCAGCGGGGCCGGUGGACUUGAGAAACGGGGAUGCGCUGAGCCCACCAACCUCUCCCAGAAGUGAGGAGCCUACCCUGGUGGUGCCGGUCCCGGAUCAGCAGCCACGGCCAGUGGCAGCUCUCCAGGUAGUGCCCAGCAUCUCGGUGACCGAACCUCCGGAGCUUGAGGAGGCCCCAGGCCCUUUGGACCGCGCUAACCCGGCUAACUCUAAUGGGCCUGGGUCACCAGAGGAAAGAGCUCCUCUCUCUACUGGGGAGCACCCGCUUUCGGAGGGCACCCUUGAGGAGAAUGAACCAUCCACGGACCCGGAAUCACCUCCCCAACUAGUCUCCAGUGAAAGCAGCAGAAAUGAAUUGCCGAGAUUGGGGCAGGUGCAGUCCCUGGGAGUCGGGGCGCGGAGAAAGAACUCUAGGCGCAAUGUACCUCUUCUCCGGGGACUGCCACAGGGUUCCUGCGGUGGGGAAGAGCCCGAGCUUCUCUCAAGAAACUGGGAGGAGGGAGACGCCUGCAGCUCCCCCGGAGGAGUCAGUACUCCAAGACCUGGCCGCAAGAAUUUGCUGGACCUGAUGAUAGGCAGCUCCCCGCAGCUUAAGAGGAGCUUCUUUGUUGGGGGAAACAAUCCUGGGGGCUCUUCCGCAGGGGGCUCUUCCGCAGGGGGCCGUACCACCAGAGGUGGUGGAGACUCGGACACCGCUUCCCUGGCUUCGUCUUCGACCGAGGAAGAAGGAAGCGGAACCGGGUCUGUGGCAUUGGACCCCCUGGAACAUGCCUGGAUGCUGUCUGCCUCGGAUGGUAAAUGGGACAGCUUGGAGGGCUUGCUCACUUGCGAACCUGGGUUACUGGCCAAACGUGACUUCAUCACUGGCUUCACUUGCCUUCACUGGGCUGCCAAGCACGGAAAGCAGGAACUCCUGGCCAUGCUGGUCAACUUUGCCAACAAACACCAAUUACCGGUAAACAUCAAUGCCAGGACCAGCGCAGGCUACACUGCUCUGCACUUAGCAGCAAUGCACGGACACGUGGAGGUGGUGAAGUUGCUAGUGGGGGCCUAUGACGCGGACGUGGACAUUAGGGAUUACAGCGGGAAAAAGGCCUCUCAGUACCUGAGCCAGAGCACCGCAGAAGAGAUCAAGAAUUUGGUGGGUGCCCUGGAAGAUGAUGAUGGAGAGAGUACUUCAGAGAGUGGGGGUGGUCGCUGGAAGCUCUCUAAAGUGCUCCCUUCACAUCUUAUCACAUAUAAACUCUCUCAUGUACUGGAUGAUGGGGGAGAUCACCACCACCACCACCAUCAUCACCACUCCUUGGUUGAUGGGUCAGCUGGGGGCAAAUCAAUGAGUCGUAAAGCAUCAGGUGGCAGCAGCAACAGCAGUAGGAUGAGACCUAGACUCAACAAAAUCCGAUUCCGAACACAGAUCAUUCACAGCACUCCCUCUUUCAGGGACCCUGAACAACCACUAUUCGAGGAAGAAAGACCACUUAAAAGCAGCUCUUCCUCCUUCAAACUAAGACCGAAGUCCAAUGUAUUCGGGUAAAAUUUAUUCCUUUGGGCAUAAUUUAAAGUAUAGUAUGUGCCCUCUUGACAUAGGAAUUCUGGGUGUCAAACAGAAUUAGAAAUUAGCAUAGGCAGGGGGAGGAGAAAGAGUAAGGAACAUCAACUCCGUGUUCUCUACUUGGGGGAGGGGAAGGAGAAGGCAAAGAGGUCAUGCAUUCCCUUUGGUAAACCAAUAUAUAAACAAGCUACCGGGCUAGGUUUUUAAACCUUUCGGUAAAUGGCUGAUUCUCUAGAAACACUGGCUUAUUUUGGGCGAGGUGUAUCGGUGCCAACAGAUUCCUUCCCCUUGGAUUAUUUUCCCCUCUAUUUCCCAUAUUUUUAGGGUCUAGACAAAGUGAGAGGAACAACUUUUUUUUUUUAAUGUUACCUUUUACUGUUACUGGAUUUUAUACAUAAAUACAUCGAUUUUGAUGCAUCUGUUUGAAUAUAAUACUCUCAUAGGAACAAGAUAAACAGUUUGUAAUGAAACUGGUCUAUGCUACCCCUGUGUUUUCCGUAAAUGUAUUUGCUGUUGGAGGUACUAUUACUACUGAAUGUAUAGUCAGCAGAAUACAAAAGCACUGAUAAAGAAUGUUGUAAGUAAAAAUGGGAGUCUUCAGUAGCAGUUUAACUAUUUUAAAAGCAACUUCAGUUAAUAAUCACUGUGAAUUCAAAUGUUAAGUAACAUUUAUUUUUUAGUUGUGUUCAUCUGUGGUACAUUCCAUCUAACUAUACAACAGCACUUCACUCAGUACUGACUUCUCACAGCAAACGUGGAAGACUCUUAGCACCCAAUCAUGCUGUAAAUUAAUAGUUCUUUAUUAAUGCCUAACUCAGUGUAAGUAGUAAAUAUUCCUACUUAUUACUUUUUAAAUUGGCUUAUAAUCUAGGGAUCAUUUAACCAACUUCCUUGCUUUUUCUUUUUCUUUUUUUUCCUGACCCUAUAUCAUGGUGCUUGGAGUUUAAAUGCUUAAAGAAAUGAUUUUUAAUUUUAGAUGAUUAGCUAGAAUUGUCAAUCUACUACUCGGUGAAGUCAGCCUUUAAUAGACUAUUACCAUGAAAUAAUUAAAUUUUAAUAAUUAAAUAAUUCCCACUUAAGGUACACAAUUCAUUUCUUCCAAAUAGAAUACUUUUUUAAUUGUAUGUGCUCUAAAGUAAUGUUCUGCAUAUUUUAAGAUUUUAGUCUAAACCCAUUAACUAACCUUAAUGGCUUUCUUGAAGUUAAUAGGUUUGUAUACUAAUGGAAGAUAUCAAUUAAAAGCCAGGUGGUGAAUCUUCCAAGUUUAAAAAUGGCACUUUCCCUUCAAGAAGUAAGAUUCAGGGCUGGUCCUGUAACUUUGAAUGCUGCUGGUUGUCAAAUCCCUUUGUAUAUAAACACAAUUUAAAUAAUGCCAAUUAAAAUCUAAGAUUUUAAAGUGUGGCUCCCAAUUGCAUUUCCUUUAUAUAUAUUAAAAGUGAAUGGCUUUAUAUUUCAUUUUAAAAUCUAACUCAAAAGCAUAUUAAGACCUCUGUCAUUGAAUGAACAAAUUCUAAGGAGAUCUAGCCCAAGCAUAUCUGCUCUAUCAGUUCUCACACAUAGCAUUUCUGGUACUCUAUUGCAAACUUACAAGCACCUAUCUAUCCAGAUAAAGAUAAUGAGGGUAAGGGAACUUCUCCCAAAUUACCAGUUUAACCACUGCAUAGUUUGCACAGGGCUACUACAUUUAGAGUUCUAUAUCUUGACAUACAACUUGGUAUCAUAACUUUCCUUAGAUGGGGAAUGUUAGUUGCAUAAAAACAUAUAUGAAAAAUUAUCCUUUAAAAAAUGUAAGCUAUAUAUUUCCUUGGUGCCUUUACUUUUUUUUUUUUGUUUGCUGUUAUAAAUAUGGGGCAUAUCGAUGCUUAAAAAGCACUUUUUACUCUCACACAAAUGGGGUCAAGAGCCAAUCUGUAAUCUUGUGCAAGAUAAAAGUGGAUUUGUUAUGGGAAGAAAACUCAUUUGUUCUGUGCCAUCUGUAUAGGUUAAAAGGAAAACAUCAGUUAAGUGAAGCUUGAAACAGUCUAAUAAUGCAGAAUAAAUUGUAAAUUCCCAGCUCCCAAGUUGCAUUAAAGCUAUAAGCUAAGGGACAAGAGUUAUCCUGACUGAAAAUGUUAACCAUCUAAUUACUAGUAUAAAAAUUGGUGUAGUCUAGACAUUUCUAUUUUGAAAUAAAUAUAAUUCAGUAACAUUUUGGUUAGAAUACAAAUAUAUUUGAAUGUAUUGUUGAACAAUCAAAAUACUAAACUAUUAUUAGGAGUGGUAACUAGUUGAACAGAGUAUUUUAUUUUAAAGAAUUUUGUGGGUUUAUUAUACCAACUCUUUGUAAAUCUAGUAGUUUAUAUAUAUAUAUAUAUAUAUAUAUAUAUAUAUCUUGCUUUUACCUCCCUCUCCCACCAAACUAUUUGUUUUGGCUUACACAUCAAAAUAUAUUAGUAUCAUUUUUAAAAGUCAUUCCAGAUAGGAGCUACUUUAAGUCUACCUACCUAAUCAUAAUGUGCUUGUGUGCUUUGAAAUCUGUAGCAUAUAUUUCACUUCUUGACACUUUACAUUUUCUCUUGGUUAUUUUUUUUAAUUCCAAAUCAAGAGAACAUAAAAGCAAAUUAUUUGUAUUCAUCUGAAAUUUUAAAGUUGUGCCUGUUCAUGGAAACAUGUAUUGGAUGCUUAGAAAGAUGUUUAUUCAAAAACUGUGAUACAAAAAAAUGAAUUGUGUGUGUCAUAGGUACACUUGAAACUAUUGAAUGUGUAUUCUGUUAACUUUUUAUGGUAUGUGUACUGCAGCUAGCCUGUGUAACUUGAAAUUUUCAACCAUUUUAUUGUGUCUUAUGCCUAAAAACUUGGGGGCCAGGAUGCCUUGUCUUUAUAUAUAUAUAUAUAUAUAUAUAUAUUUAUGUACAUAAAUAUAUAUAUAUAUAUAGUAAAAGUUUGAGAGUCUGAGAGUUUGAUUUGUGUGUAAGAAAUUGAACUUUCAUUUUGCCAAAAUAAAAGUUUCCCACUAGAA
This is a messenger RNA of Monodelphis domestica (gray short-tailed opossum), 5230 nucleotides long. It is a transcript of the gene SOWAHC, whose product is annotated as sosondowah ankyrin repeat domain family member C. Lineage: Eukaryota; Metazoa; Chordata; Mammalia; Didelphimorphia; Didelphidae. Gene Ontology annotation, molecular function: protein binding. The record is from RefSeq and is a predicted model, not a curated record.